This is a messenger RNA of Sphaeramia orbicularis (orbiculate cardinalfish), 1746 nucleotides long. RefSeq names its product BEN domain containing 4 (gene bend4). Gene Ontology annotation, molecular function: DNA binding. The record is from RefSeq and is a predicted model, not a curated record. The transcript has 6 exons. The coding region runs from base 1 to 1746 and encodes 581 amino acids. Lineage: Eukaryota; Metazoa; Chordata; Actinopteri; Kurtiformes; Apogonidae.
AUGGAGGGAGAGAUGCAGCCCGCGGAUGAAGGGCCCUGCGCCCCGAAGAUGUACCGACAACAACGGGGCCCCCACAGUACCCUGAAAACCUUCCAGAGCAAGCGGUCGGCGGGUAAGUCGCGCUUUGACAGGUCCGCUGUGGUCGAGAUGCCUGUGUUUAGCGACGGGGGCGGACAUCACUUCACUUUCCAUCCCGGGCAGCCUCAUCCGUUCCAGCCGCACCAACACCACCAGCGUCUGCAGCUCCAUCAAACCAGCGUCGCGAUCAGCAGCAGCCAGCAGCAUCACCCCAUCCCUCAGCAGCAGCGUUUCCCAUGUGAGACCAGGCCCAGCAGCAGGGUCCCGACAUCCACCUCAGCGGCCGGUUGCGCGGUGGCGGCGGCGGCGGCGGCUGCGUCUCUGAGCGCGCAACAGCAGCAGGAGCAGCGGCGCGGCGGUGGAGGAGGAGGAGGAGGAGGAGUGGAGCCCAGAUUCUCCCCUGGAAGAGCAGCUCUGAACCAAGAAGCUCCAGACUGCACCUAUGGAAUCAGCUCAGAGAACCGUCUCAUCUUGGAUGCCUUCGCCCAGCAGUGUAGCCGAGUCCUCAGCCUGCUCAACAACGGCCGCCUCCUGGAGUCGUCCUCCUCCCUCACCUCUAACAUCAAGCUGGAGGACGGACCAGAGGAGGUCCAGGGGCUGCACUGCUCCUCCCUCGGGAAGACCAAAUCUGAAGAGAGCUCCUCCACCACAGACCUAGAGGAGGAGGUCCAACAAAGCCAUCUGAACCAACAACAGACCUCUGCUGUUCUCCGUAUCUUCACAGACUCCCUCCAGAACUAUCUCCUCUCAGGGCCUCAGCAGCAGCCACAUCUGGCCUCAGGCCUGGAGGACGAGUGUCCGCGGGUGGAGCCCGGUUCUGGGGUUUCUCCUCAGCGCCACAGCCUCGGGGGGUGGGGCUCCCCGACCCCGUCAGAGUCCUACGGUCACCCGUCGUCCACGCUGCCUGAGGAGGAGGAGGAGGAGGAAAACUGCUGUCCACGCUGCCUGGAGCUGGAGCAGGAGGUUCUGUCGCUGCAGCAGGAGAACGAGGAGCUCCGCAAUAAGCUGGAGAACAUCCCAGUUCCCUGUCAAAAUGUUCUCGACUACUUCAAGACUGUUCUUGAGUUUCACAACCAGCUGGUUCAGCCGACGCCAGAGGAGCAGCUUACCGAGGAAGAAGAACGGCAAUCAGUCUUUGAGGGGAGUAAGCAGCUGCUGGAGAACUAUCCGCUCUUCAUCUCUAACAAGCAGUGGGACGAGGCUGUCAACUCCUCUAAAAAGGACGGCAGGCGGCUGCUGCGCUACCUGAUCCGCUACGUCUUCACCACAGACGAGCUGAAGUUCUCCUGUGGUUUGGGUAAAAGGAAGCGUUCAGUCCACUCAGGAGAACCGGGCCUCGAGAGACGACCACUCAACCCCGUCAAAGUCAGCUGCCUCAGAGAGAUGAUUUUCUUAAAACCACACACUGGAUGGUUCGACCUCUCCUCAGAGUUCAUCCGGAUGCACUGUGCCUCAAACCCCGACUGGUGGAUGCCGUCAGAGGAGCAGAUCAACAAAGUGUUCAGCGACGCCGUGGGUCACGCUCGUCAGGGCCGGGCGGUCGGAACCUUCCUGAGCAGCAGCGGCAGCGGGAGCAGCACCAGCAGCCUCUACAUGGACGGCUUCGACGGACACCUGUCCCAGGACGAACUGUAUCUGAAAGGCUGCCAGAACGGCCAGUCGGACUGA